This is a messenger RNA of Drosophila willistoni, 4967 nucleotides long. It is a transcript of the gene C3G, whose product is annotated as guanine nucleotide-releasing factor 2. The record is from RefSeq and is a predicted model, not a curated record. The transcript has 14 exons. Gene Ontology annotation, biological process: Ras protein signal transduction; positive regulation of GTPase activity. NCBI's taxonomy places the organism in Eukaryota, Metazoa, Arthropoda, Insecta, Diptera, Drosophilidae. Gene Ontology annotation, cellular component: plasma membrane. Gene Ontology annotation, molecular function: guanyl-nucleotide exchange factor activity. The coding region runs from base 119 to 4648 and encodes 1509 amino acids.
CCAACACAAAUAAAGUCAAAAUAAAAGCCAACCAAAAGCACUAUUCCAUCUAUUUCCGGCCGUAUUUAGGGAAAGGAAAAGGGGCACCCCGAGGGGCUCUGGGAGGGAUCUUGUAACCAUGCGCGUUCUGAACACUGAAUUGCGUUUGCGCUUUAAGAAUCGCAAACCACGUCCAUUCAAUCGUGCAGCUAGCGCUGAUGAUGCCUCUGAUCUAACUAAUGGAGUAAAUGGAUCCACUAAUAUGAACGGCAGCAUCAGUUCUCCAUCCACGCCCAACAAUUGCACGGGGGGCGUUGGAGUGGGCAGCGGAGGAGGAGUUGGAGUCGGCGGCUGUAGCAGUAGUAGCAAUAAUAGCAUCAAUAGCGGCACUUACUCAGCAACUCAAGCCACACAAUCGGCAUCCAAUCUUUCGGGUACACCGCCGCCGCAAAGUGAACGGGUUGGAGUAGGAAGUGGUGUACCGCCAGCACCGCCGACGACAACAACGGGAUCAUCGGGACAUAAGAACAGUUUAAAGGGAACAAAAUUAGCGCGUAGAGCGCGUUCCUUUAAGGACGAUCUAAUCGAAAAGAUCUCAUUGAUGCGUACCACCAACAAUACGCUGGGACGAUCCCACUCACCGCAUUCGCCAAGGGCAAAACAUGGAUCAGCUAAACCGCCGCCAACCACCGAGGAGGUGCAGCGUUCCACGCAAACAUUGGAAACGCAUGUCAAGGAUAUAUCGAAUGCCCUUAAGCAUUUUCGUGAUGUUAUACUCAAGAAGAAGCUGGAAGUUUUGCCAGGCAAUGGAACAGUUAUACUGGAGACCAUAGCCAGCAUGUAUUCGGUUAUACAAUCGUAUACAUUAAACGAGAAUAGUGCCAUUAUGAGCUCAGCCACACAGCAGGUAUCCCAAUCUUUGGGUAAACUCAUUAAACUCUGCGACGAGGUGAUGCUUAGUGAGGAGAGCGGGGAGUGUGCCUCCUUGAGUAAUGAGAAUGUGCGCGAGGUUAUCGAUCUACUUGAAGAUGCAGUUCGAAAUCUCGUGACAUUGGCACAGGGCAAACUAAAAGAGCAGGAUCAAUGCGCUUUUCGUUACGGUGGCCCUGGUCUGGGUGGCAUUGGAGCGGCUGCUGAAAUAAUGGGCGCCGUUGCUGCAUCCACCGCCGGGUCUGCAGCCUGCACCUCCAACUCCGUAGCCAAUAUGCGAGUCUCUGCCGAUGCAGCGGCAGCAGCCGCUGUGGCCCAGCGUACAUCGCUGCCGGAUAUAGCAUUAACGCCCAAAGAACGCGAUAUACUCGAGCAGAGCAAUGGGAAUCCCAUGCGAGGAUCGCAUAGCACUGAGAGCAUAUUACGCGACACAAGUCCACCGCCGAAACCGCCGCUGCCCAAUCGGGUUAGCAAUCCCCCACCGUUGCCGCCAAAGCGGCGAAGCCAGCAAUCACAACAGACGGGCGGCGGCAAUUCCUCAUCAUCUACCACCGCAUCCACCUCGAACCAAGCCAGUCCGUUGCCCUAUACCCAAUCGCAUAAUAUUAGUCUCAAUUCGGAUUUGGACUGUAGCUCAAAUUUCUCGCUCUUAAACUAUGGUGUGGAUCGACUAUCGGUACGAUCACGCUCACCAGAUGAGAAUAGCCAAUGCUCCUUCGACUCUUCCCUGAAUCAUUCACGCGAUGAGGAGGAUCACCAGCAACAUCAGCAACUACUGCAGCAGCAGCAACAGCAACUGCUCCAAAUGAAAUCAACAGCGGCAAAACAAUCACUUCAUCAGCUCGAUGACGAUGUGGAUAAAUUAAUUAGCUACAAAACAACAAUGGAUACAAAGGCAAUGGCAUCUAUGGCCAAUGCAGGUGCCACCGCUGCCCAAAUGUCAGGGCCGUUGCCGGCAGGAGGUGCUGCUGCUGAUACCAACACGGAGCUGCGUAAGGCAGCCGAUAUUCUAACCAGCAAUCGUCAUUCAAAUGAAUCGGGUUUCGUAUCGAUGAUGUCGUUGCGCACCUCCACGCAAAGUGUAUCAAAGCGUUCCUCCGACCAAAGUGUGCAAUCCUCAACAAAAUCAUCGAGUAGCAAUUCAGAGAUUGCAUUUGGCAGUAGUAGCAGUGAAUUGACGACGACGACAACAACAGCAACAGCGGCAGCAGCAGCUACAACUGCAAGCAGCAGUGAAUAUCAGCAAAUAAAUCAGCGACACACAUCCACUACAACCACAACAAGCAGUGGCAGCACCACUACAACCAGCACUAGCACUAGCUAUGAACACGAGCAGACUAACAGCAGUUCCUCGCCUGAAUUGGCACCUGCCUUGCCACCAAAGAUACAGCGGACUUUAACGCGUCAUGAGUCUGGUAGCCUGAUGAUGGAUGAGGUGGACGAUUCGGGGGCAGAGAUUGCUGAAUUAAGGCAAAUGUCGCCGCAUCAUCAUCAUCGUUUGCAUCAUCAUCAACAACAGCAUCAGCAGCAUCAUCAUCAGCAUAAUCAUCAUUCGUCUUCGUCCCAGUUACAUCAGUGGCAUUCCAAGCAUCAUAGUCUCAUUGAGCCGCCACAAAAUUCGCAUUUUGCGAGCAGCUGUACGGCAUUUGAUCGCCAUUUAGCUGAGGAGCCGCCACCAUUGCCAAUGAAGAAGAAACACAUGUUUCAAAGUGUGGCCUUCUCGGUUUUGGCCUACAUGGAAAUAUGCUCGGCGUCAACGCGUUCCAUUGAGCAGCAUCGUCAUACAAUGCACGCCUGCAACAUUAGUCGGAAUAUAACCCACAGCCAGACGAUGAAUAUUAUGCAAAUGAGCAAGGAACUAUCGCCGGAGAUGGAAACACCGCCGGCUCUUCCGCCCAAGAAUUACAAGCAGCGCAAGCCCUCAAUGUCCACAUCGACAACGACGGCGGUGCCGGCGACAGCAAUGCCCACAAUAAUUACGACACCGCCCCCGAGUCCAAAGCCAGCGCUUGGCGAGAAUGGCUCCGGACUGCGAAAUAGCCGUAUGACCACAGUGUCAGAAGAGUUGGCCACAGAGGGAGAGAUGCCACCGCACUCCACGAUCGUAGUUGAUAGCAAUGAGAAUGUUGCCGGGUCUGGUGAUUCAGCUGUAACGGUCUCUGGAGUCGGUGGCAAUGGUCAGACUUUUUAUUGUCAUUCACAUCAGCUGCCCAAUGAGACGAGGGGACCCAAUGAUGAUGAGGACAAUGAACAGCCGAUUAGUACACCCAAAAUGCUUGAGGAUCAGCAAGAAGGAGCGCCAGGUGAUGGACGGCAAGCACAUGAGGACGAAGAUGAGGAGGAGGAUGAGGAAGAGGAGUCGGAAGAGCCGGAUGAAAUGCUGGUCAAUAUGCUUGAGGAAGUCGAUAUAACGCCAUAUUUAAUACUCAAAAAGAAGGACGAAGAUGGUCCCGAGGUCAAGGGCGGUUACAUUGAUGCCCUCAUUGUGCAUGCGAGUCGUGUGCAAAAAGUCGCCGAUAAUGGUAAACAUCAUCAGCGUCGUCGUAACCCCCAUUCCCAUAAACAUACCCAUUCACAUCUAUUCUCCAUUCAUUCUGUUCGUGCAGCAUUCAGCGAGGCUUUCAUCACCACCUUUCGCACCUUCAUUCAGCCGAUCGAUGUGAUCGAGAAGCUGACCCAUCGCUAUACAUACUUCUUCUGUCAGGUGCAUGACCAGAAACAGAAGGCCGCCAAAGAGACCUUCUCGCUGCUGGUGCGCGUAGUCAAUGAUCUGACGUCAACAGAUCUAACCAGUCAGCUACUCAUUUUGCUGGCGGAGUUUGUCUAUCAACUGAUCUGCUCCAGCCAACUCUAUCAGGCCAAAUUGCUGCACAAUAAAUUUGUGGAGAAAGUCAAUCUCUAUAAGGAGCCAAAGACCUAUGGCUUCCUCAACGAUACCGAUCAUGCGGCUGGCAUGGGAUUUGGUACCGGUUUCGGCACUGGCGGCGGAGGACCAACAGGCAAUGGCUGUGGUAGCCAAAUUAGCCUGCUCGAUCUUAAGUCGCUGGACAUUGCCGAACAGAUGACACUUUUGGAUGCCAAACUGUUCCAAAAGAUUGAGAUACCCGAAGUAUUACUAUUUGCCAAAGAUCAGUGUGAGGAGAAAUCGCCCAAUCUCAAUAAGUUCACCGAGCACUUUAACAAAAUGUCCUAUUGGGCGCGAUCCAAGAUUCUGCGUCUCCAGGAUGCCAAGGAGCGUGAGAAGCAUGUGAAUAAGUUUAUCAAAAUAAUGAAACAUCUGCGCAAGAUGAACAAUUAUAAUUCGUAUUUGGCUUUAUUAUCGGCCUUGGAUUCGGGGCCCAUACGAAGAUUGGAAUGGCAAAAGGGCAUUGCCGAGGAAGUGCGUUCAUUUUGCACACUCAUCGAUUCCAGUUCCAGUUUUCGAGCCUACCGUCAAGCCUUGGCCGAAACGAAUCCACCCUGCAUACCCUAUAUCGGUCUAGUUCUACAGGAUCUGACAUUCGUGCAUGUGGGUAAUCAGGACUAUCUGUCCAAGGGCGUCAUUAAUUUUUCCAAACGUUGGCAGCAAUACAAUAUUAUUGUGAAUAUGAAACGUUUUAAGAAAUGUGCCUAUCCAUUUCGACGAAAUGAACGAAUCAUACGCUUCUUCGAGAACUUUAAGGACUUUAUGGGCGAAGAGGAGAUGUGGCAGAUAUCGGAGAAAAUAAAGCCACGCGGUCGUCGUCCGGUUAACUAUUAGUUUCACCACACACACACACACACUCACAACAUACACAUAACAACUAAAUAGUGCAAUGGGUUUCAUUUCCGUCCUAUGCUGGAGGAAACCCCCUUUUAUUUCACAACCAAUACUACUUACUUACUACUUCGAAAUGGGUCUGAAUAAAUAUCAUACACUAUUCGCCUAUCUACAUAAAGAUACAUACAUACAUACAUACAUACAUACAAACAUAACAUUUAACUAGCUUUAAUGCUAUAGAGAUGCCCAAGCCAAUAAGAUGAAAGCAACGGAUACGGAUAUAUGAACUAUAUAAAUGAUAUAUAUACACAUAUAUUGC